Messenger RNA from Psylliodes chrysocephalus, 1831 nucleotides. The record is from the annotation of a GenBank genome assembly. NCBI's taxonomy places the organism in Eukaryota, Metazoa, Arthropoda, Insecta, Coleoptera, Chrysomelidae.
GUGAGCUGUCAUGGUUUUUCUUUUUUUAAUAUAGAAACGUCAAAAAAAAUUUAAUUGCGUAUUAUAAAACAGAUUUCUUAGUCGAUCUGAUUUAUCAUUAUUUUGUAAUAUAGAAAAACACGAUUUUAAAAAAGGUUCAGCAAGUUUGAGUUUUCAAAUUCUGGUGAUAAAAUAAUUUCCAUUACCUAAUAUACCUAUAAAAAUCUAGUGUGUUGAAUUUGGAAAGUUAUCUUUCUUACGCAAUUAAAAUAUUUGACAAUAUUUUACCAUUUCAAAAUGGAUAAUAUACGAGGAGGACCAAGCAAAGAAAAUAAUUUAAAACAAUUUAUUGGAGCUGCACACGAAAUCGUUGAAUUGAUAGAAAAUAAAGGAGAAGUAUCAACUUUAAAACAAGAAAUUGUAAUUCAGAAAACUAAUCUAGAAACCCUAAAAAUUUCUAGGGAAAAUUUGCAAAAUUUAAUUGGCGAAAACGCUAUACAAAUUGAAAAUAGUGAAGGUGUGUCAAAAGCACUGAAUGAUUACUACAUUAAAUUUACUUCUGAAGCCCGCGUGAUCUAUGACCACGCUCUUAAAUCGUUUAAUGGCGUUGAAUAUGAGGAAAAAAUGUUGGAAAAAUUAAGUGAAAUUGAUAAAAAAAAUAAAAAUACAUUAGCAAUACUAAAUGCAAUGUUUGACAAUCAAGAAAAAAGAUUAUUAAAAGAGUCGGAAAAGGCUGCCAUAAAUAAUCGCAAAGCUCAAGAAGAAAGGAACAAAAUAGAUGUAGAAAAUAUUAAAUUAAAACAAGAAUUAAGUGAAAUAGAAACAGAAAUUUGUGUGUUUGAAAAAGAAAAAUCUGCCUUAGAAAAAGAAAUCGCUCAAUAUAAUAACGUUGACGUUUGCCACUUGAAAGAAGAUAUAAUAAGAGCAGAUAACGAAAUAUUGGAUCUUUCCAAAAAAUUAAAAGCAACAGAGGAGGAAAAACAAAAAGAAGAAAGCAUUGUUUUAAAAUCCUUUGAAGAAGCAAACGAAAAAUUAAUAGAAAUAGAAAAUAUUCUGAUUGAAAAAACAAUAGAGUUACAAAACGAUUUAACUGAGAACGACGAGAUUACGGAACUGGAAAUCUUAAACGAACAAGCAGAAAAGAAAAUGGAAACUUUAAUAACCCAGUGUAAAGAAUUAGACAAAAACAAUGAAGAAUAUGAACGCAAAUUUAAUGAUGAAAUUGAAAAUUAUCAAGAAAAUUUAAAGAAAAGCGAGUUACAUUUAAAAUCCGAAAAAGAGGUACACGAAAAACUGACUACAGACGAGGAAACUUUAAAGAUGAAUUUAAAAUCUGCAAAAGCUGAUGUAGAAUCACUAAAAAUUGUUAUACACGAAUUAGAACUAGAACCUAUACAAGAUGUAAACAAUGAAUUAGAAGUUAAAGAACAAAUUGCAAAAAAUCUAAAAUUGAAGCACGAGACUCUGAAUGCCGAAUACACCAGGCGUUUGGCUGAGAAACAGGGAGAAAUCGAACAAGACAUUUUGAAGAUUGAAACAGAUAACAAUAAAGCUGAAUCUAGUAUUAAGAUAAUGGAAGAUGAAAUCAAAGAAAUGGAGAAAGAGAAGGAAGAACUUGAAAAGAAAAGACUUGAUUUAGAAAAAAUAUUACAGGAACUGACAAAAGAAGCUGCUCCUGCACUACCUCAGAAAAGAAUACGUCAUUGGGACAGUGAUACCACUAUUGAAGAUGAAGAUACAUCCUAUGCUGAUAAAGUUUUGAUGAAGAUAAAGAAAAUGAAUGCUAAAAAGUAAAAAGUAUCGAAUUUUUAUUGAAGUUCCUUGGUGGAUACAUUGAGUUUCUAUUUUAGUU